AUGGUGGAAUUUAUAAGGGACUUUGACAUAAAGCUAAACAUGGAAGAACCAUAUGAGGUCAUAGCCUACGUUCAGGUCCAGCCACUAAUUAUUAGUAAAAUCAUUGAAGCCUGGGAAGGCGAUGAAUUAUUAAAAAGGAUAAAAGAAAGAGUGGGAAAUAAUGCAGAAUCCGAGUGGAGAGUCGUUUUUGAUGGAGGAUUGUGGUACCAAGGCUGCCUUUGUGUCCCAAAUCUUCAUGGACUGCGCGAAGAAGUCAUAAAUGCUACCCACAACUCCAAACUGGCAAUGCACCCGAGUAACACCAAAAUGUAUCGUGACCUAAAGCGAAACUAUUGGCGGGACAACAUGAAAGGAGAAAUAGCGAAUUUUGUGUCCCGAUGUCUCACUUAUGAACAGGUCAAGGCCGAGCACUACCGACUGCCGGGCCUCUUGCAACCCAUGCUCUUGGCUGAAUGGAAAUGA
Messenger RNA from Magnolia sinica, 462 nucleotides. RefSeq lists its product as uncharacterized. The coding region runs from base 1 to 462 and encodes 153 amino acids. The record is from RefSeq and is a predicted model, not a curated record. NCBI's taxonomy places the organism in Eukaryota, Viridiplantae, Streptophyta, Magnoliopsida, Magnoliales, Magnoliaceae. The transcript has a single exon.